Cottoperca gobio is the source of this 1098-nucleotide messenger RNA. RefSeq names its product CD209 antigen-like protein C. Lineage: Eukaryota; Metazoa; Chordata; Actinopteri; Perciformes; Bovichtidae. The record is from RefSeq and is a predicted model, not a curated record.
AUGUCAGUGGCAUUGAACAGCAAGUCAGGGGAGGUUGGGGAAGACAGUGUGAAUCUGAUGGCUCGUGGACGUCAAAUUCCAGUGUGGUGGAUUGGAGUUGCUGCAGUGUGUCUGGGGCUUCUUCUGCUGAUUUUGAUCGGUGUGGUGUCCCACAAUUCCUGGGCUUUCAGUCAUCAGGACUUGAAGUAUGUGAACCUGAUUCAAAACCUGACUACAGACAGAGACACUCUGAGAGAUGAGCUAGACCAAAUGAAGAAUAGUUCCAGCAACCUGACAAAGGAGAUGGAGGUUCUGCAGGGAAAAUACAACGCUAUGACUGCAAGUCGAGAUAAGAUACAAGAGGAGGUCAACACGUUAAAAUCCAACAUAACAAGUAAAACUUGCAGCUAUGGAUGGAAACCAUUUCAAGACAAGUGCUACUAUUUUUCUGAUGGUGCAGUUAAAACCUGGGAAAAAAGCAGAGAAGACUGUAAAGUCAGAGGAGCGGACCUGGCGAUUAUAAAGACCAAAGAAGUGCUGGAUUUUGUCAGAUUACCUAAUGGCAUAACCUGGAUCGGUAUGUCGGACAAGGAGCAUGAGGGCAAUUGGAAGUGGGUGGAUGGGACUGCUCUGGUAGAUAUCGGAUUCUGGCAGAGCGGGGAGCCCAACAAUAGUCAUGGAAAUGAGGAUUGUGUUGAGCUGUCGCGUUCAAAAAGAAAAUUUAAUGACGCCCCAUGUAAUAAACUAUUUUCAUGGGUGUGUGAGUAUUAAUGUCCCGUGGGCAACCAUUCUCUUGUCUUCUCUUCCCCUAUACAUGUUUUUUGAUCCAAUUAUGAUUACUUUAACUUUUUGUUGUGUUUUUAAAAAGGCUUUCAAAUACAAUGUUUCGUCCAAGUUAAGUUUUCUAUUUUAUGUUAUGGAAUAAAAAAGCACUUAAAUAAAUGUAAAUGUCAUUUAUCCAUUCAAAAAAUAUACUGAAUGAUUUUCUUUUCAACUUCAGAAUAACGUUUAUUAAUAUUUAGUUUAUGCUUUUUCCAUAAAUAGCCGUUCAAAGCGAAACGCAUAAAGCAAAAUGUAUCUUCUGAAUGUUUUCUUCUAAUAAAAACAUGGACAAUAGAA